Brassica napus (rape) is the source of this 879-nucleotide messenger RNA. RefSeq names its product NEP1-interacting protein-like 2. The coding region runs from base 94 to 759 and encodes 221 amino acids. NCBI's taxonomy places the organism in Eukaryota, Viridiplantae, Streptophyta, Magnoliopsida, Brassicales, Brassicaceae. The transcript has 5 exons. The record is from RefSeq and is a predicted model, not a curated record.
CUUCUUCUCACUAUCCACUCCACUCUCACCCCAUAAAGUUUAUGGCAUAAACUAGUUCACAUAAAAUAAAAAUAAAUAAAAAGUUAGUUCUUCAUGUGCAUUGCUCAGAUGAUUCUUCUAAAGUUCACAGACGAUGUUCCCUUUUGUAUUCUUAGCACGGUUUGCAUCAUGUUAAUUAGAACGAUAAAAAGAGCUUUCUUGGGGUUAUUCAUCCUCAUUCUUGCGUCUGUUAGUGUUGUGGUUGCCGCCAUUGCAGGAGCCACGGAAGGUCACACCACAGAUAUUGGAUUUAUUCGAGGCGGUUUGCUAGGAGUUGUAGCUGGAGUUAUCACCGCGGUCCAACUCUUUGGACUAAUGCUACAUGGUGAUCAGUCUUUGUCCAAGGUUAAUGCUUUAAUGAGGAGAAUAAUGAAUGGGAAAGCCAUCAUGGGAUUGGUUAGACCAGCUGUGCUCAAAGCAUAUCAAUGGCAAAUAAUAGGACUGGACACAAGUUAUUUGGAGAUAUCAGACAUGUACCACUAUGACCAAGAACCAAAAGUGUUAUCGGUGAACUCUAUCAAGGACAUCCCCACGUUUUACUUCAGUUGUUCAGGUGAUCAUCAAACAACUUCGAGUUGUUCGAUUUGCUUACAGGAUUGGGAAGAAGGACAAGUGGGAAGAAAGCUAGAGAGAUGUGGCCACACGUUUCAUAUGAAAUGCAUAGAUGAGUGGUUCCUUAGGCAAGUCAGUUGCCCCAUUUGUAGAGACCAUCUUGCAUAACAUUUUUACAUAAUUAAAUAUGUAUUUUCCUAAGCAAUUCCAUGUAAAAAUAUGCUAAAACAUUUCUCACAUCAUUCCACUUGGACCUUAGUCAAGACAAUUUACAUGAUAAUCUAGUAA